AUGACUCUAGAGGCCUUGUUUCUCCUUUCUGCUUUGAUGUGGCCUUGUGCUGAGAACAUGAAUGUGAAAAUAGCUUGUACUCUGGACUGGAUGGUGGUCCAAGUGGCCCCGCACACAUACACGGGGCAUCGGCAUAUAUUCCCCGAUGAGUUAUACCUGGGAUCGGGCUGUCCUGUGACGCGGAUCCAACCAUAUGUAUAUGAUUUUACAUAUCCUGUUUCUGAUUGUGGUAUCAGGAUGCAGGUUGUUUCAGAGGAUUCUCUCCUUUUUCAAAGUGAGUUGCAUUAUAAUCCAAGAGAUCUGCAUCACCAAGGUCGUAAUAUCCCUCUGGAGUGUUCCACCUCUAGGAAAUCAGUGUGGCUUACACCAGUUUCAACAGAUGAAAUAAAGUUGAAUCCCAAUCCCUUUAUGGCUGACUUUGAGGCAACAUCAGAAGAGUUAGGAUUAUUAAGUUCUAAUUAA
Molecule: messenger RNA, 462 nt
Organism: Miniopterus natalensis
Lineage: Eukaryota; Metazoa; Chordata; Mammalia; Chiroptera; Miniopteridae
Product: oocyte-secreted protein 2-like
Source: RefSeq, a predicted model, not a curated record